AUGAAGAUAUUUACUACCAUCGCUUUCCUUGCUGCCCUUUUGGGCCAAGGUAUUGCUCAAGACGCUGGUAUCCAACCUUGUGCAUCUGGUUGCGUCAAUGGUGUCUUUGCGAAUGCCUUCUCUAUGGGAUGUGCUAUGAAUGAUCGCCUCUGUGUCUGUGGAAAGGGUGCGGAUUUCACCGAUGGUAUUCGCGAUUGUGUCAACCAAGCCUGCGCUAGUGCGGACGUCGCAGCUCAACUUCCUAUUGCGCAAAGUUAUGGCACAGAUCAGUGUAAGAUUGCAUCCUCGUCGGCUGGCCUCCCAUCUGCGACGGCGGCUGCUACUGUACCUGCCGAGACUCAACCCGCUCCGGCUACACAACCUACUCAACAGGCAGCGGCUUCAAUCGAUUCAGCUCCUUCGGCACCUUCGACUACGGCUGCAGAACCUACUGCUGCCCCCGUUUCUAGCCCGAGUUCCACCGCCUCUCCCGAGCCCCCUUCCUCUGAUGCCGUAUUUUCUGAAGCGACUUCGUCUGAGCAAGGCUUUAGCGCUGCCACCGCGGAUCCUAAUGCUUCUAGUUCAGCUACGGCCGCCGCGGUCCCCGAAUCUUCGUCUGCUUCUUCGGCCGAAGCCUCACCUACAUCAAAAGCCACUUCUAGCCAGAGUUCGGAUGCCGCUAGCGCCGCUACAGCAUCUGCGGAGAAGUCAGAUGAUGACUCGUCUACUCCCGAGAAUGGAAUGUCUGUCGCAGUGAGAGCCGGAAUUGGUGCUGGUGCUGGUGUUGCGGUAGUCCUACUUGCCCUCGCUGCCUGUCUGUGUAUGCGCCGCCGAAAAAGAGACGCGAAGAACGCUGCUGCUGCACGUGCCGGUACGAUGCAGAUUUCACAGCCUCUGCCUGGUUCUGGACGACAAUAUGCUAGUGAUAUGCGCCAAGCCGAAGCAAGCCUGUCGAGACAUUUCUCGCCUUCGCCGCCUACACCUACCGCUGUCACGACCAUCACGGCUAACAAACGUGCUGUCACGCCUACGUCACCGCGAUAUUCGCUUGCAUCCUACUCCUCCGAACUCGAUGCGCACGCCCGCCCGAUUUAUCGUGGAACACUUGCCUUAUCAGUUUCAUUCGUAUAG
Messenger RNA from Hypoxylon trugodes, 1110 nucleotides. RefSeq lists its product as uncharacterized. The transcript has 5 exons. The coding region runs from base 1 to 1110 and encodes 369 amino acids. The record is from RefSeq and is a predicted model, not a curated record. Lineage: Eukaryota; Fungi; Ascomycota; Sordariomycetes; Xylariales; Hypoxylaceae.